Molecule: messenger RNA, 1134 nt
Organism: Populus euphratica (Euphrates poplar)
Lineage: Eukaryota; Viridiplantae; Streptophyta; Magnoliopsida; Malpighiales; Salicaceae
Product: probable membrane-associated kinase regulator 2
Exons: 2
Coding region: 137-772 (211 amino acids)
Cellular component (GO): plasma membrane
Source: RefSeq, a predicted model, not a curated record
GCAUAUAUUUCAUCCACCAACUCUUUCAACUGAUCAUCUCCUUUCUAAGAGAAAAAUCCUCCCUAUCGAACCCAUUUCAUUAAAACCUCAGUCUCCAAUCUCCCUACUCAAAUCAGCUCCGAGGUUUAAGAUCCUCAUGUUCAAGAAAUCAAAGUCAAUGGCAUCGCAGAAAACAGAGAAAACAGGGGCGCCGGAGUACUUGAAAGCAAAUAACAAGAAGAAUGAAAGCAACAAGCUUUUCACUGUCAAGUUCAAGCUUGAAGAGGUCACAAAUAUUUCUUUCUUCACCAAACAGAACAGCUUGAGAAAGCAGAUCCCUCAUGAAUCCGAUGACAACGAUACAUCAAAGCGGUUUUCAAAGGAAAUGAUACAGAAGUACCUGAAGCUAAUCAAACCAUUAUACAUCAAAGUUUCCAAGAAGCAUACUGACAAGAUGAAAUUCUCCAGUGAGUUAUCAGUUGCGUCUCCGUCAUCUUCUCCGGCAACGGUGCCGGCGAAGGAGAAACAGGGGAGUUUUCCGGCAGGGAUUAGAGUGGUUUCUAGGCAUCUUGGAAAAAGCAAAUCAGCUUCAGCGACCACAGGACUUUCUCAUCCAGUUGUGAGCAGGAGAGAUGAUUCUCUGCUGCUACAACAUGAUGGGAUUCAAAGUGCCAUCCUGCAUUGCAAGAAAUCUUUCAAUUCUUCAAGAGAUUCUUCGUUAAUGUCAAGAUUCGUGAGUGACCCUUCGCACGAGAAAUCGAUGUCUUCACCAAGGAUUUCAUCAAGCGAAUAGACUGGAAUGAGUUAAGCUCUGUUUCUUGGAAUUCAAGAGAGCACAAGCGGGAAAUAUACAAAGAAAAGAAAUUUUAUAGGGUUUUUUUCAUGUUUGAUCAUGUAAAGGAAAAGAAACGGAAAAAAUUAGAGAGAGCUGGUAGCUUUUGUUAAUAGGGUUUAUUCCAGCUGCUGUUGAUGUUGUUGCCUGUAAAGUAAUGGUUCAUCAUGGGAAAACUUGAAAGAAAGUCUGAAACUGGAUCUUUUGUUGUAUCUAAUCUUAUUUUGAUACCUCAAAGCGUUGUGCAAGCUAGUCCUCCAUGUCAAAAAUGUAAUCAUAUCUAGAUUUGAUAACUGAAAUGACUUUGAUUGGUUUGCAAGAAA